Molecule: messenger RNA, 931 nt
Organism: Nipponia nippon (crested ibis)
Lineage: Eukaryota; Metazoa; Chordata; Aves; Pelecaniformes; Threskiornithidae
Gene: ENKUR
Product: enkurin, TRPC channel interacting protein
Cellular component (GO): axonemal microtubule; acrosomal vesicle
Molecular function (GO): calmodulin binding
Source: RefSeq, a predicted model, not a curated record
GAGGAUGGCGGCGCAGUGUGCCCAGGAGAGCAUCUAUAACCUCCUGCCCCGCCUGGAGGAGAAGCCUGUCAAACCUCCCAGGUAUAUAUCCACAUUUAGACCAUCUGUGAAAUGUGAAGUAGCAAAAAAUAAAGCUCAGUGGAAAACUAUGGGACCAGCAAAAGUUGCAGUGCCAUCUCCAAAAAACUUUCUGCAGAAACAUUCAAAGGAACCCAAGCUACCAGCAAGAAAAAAAGAACAGGAUAGUAAAAAAUUGCCUGCAUUAUCAGUGCCACGGAGGACAGAUCACCCAGUUGUGGGAAUUCAGAGUAAAAAGAAUUUCAUAAAUACAAAUGCAGUUGCUGCUAUCACAGGAUUGCCUAAAAAGCCUCAACCUAUUUAUGUUGAUAGAAGACAGGGAGAUAAAUAUCUGCUUGAAACUUCAGGACUUGUUCCAAAAUAUAUUAAAAAAAAGGAUUAUGGUGUUACACCGAAAUAUGUAACACGGAGAAUUGAAGAAAUGAAGAGAGCUCAGGAAGAAUAUGAGGCUGGUAUCUUGGAGCAUCUCAAGAAAAGAGCCAUGAAACAGCUAUCUGAUGAGGAAAGGAGAAGUCUUCUCCAGGGGCUGAAAAAGAACUGGGAGGAAGUGUAUCGUGAAUUUCAGGGUCUUUCAGUAGAAAUAGACACCAUACCCAAGAAGAUAUAUAAAGAAAAGCUGGAAUCACAGAUGAAACAACUGGAGCAUGACAUAGAAGUAAUUGAGAAGCACAAAGUUAUCUACAUUGCAAAUGAGUAAGGACUGUUUUUCAGAUAUUGCCUCUCUCCUCUUUUUCUUUUUCUCUAUCCCUACAUCUCCAAGACCCGCCCGCCUAAAUUGUCAGAAGAAAUUGACACCGCCAACUAUUCAGAAGGAAAUAUUUAACUAAUAUAAGUAUGUAGCUUCCUAGAAAAG